Plasmodium vinckei vinckei is the source of this 3486-nucleotide messenger RNA. RefSeq names its product transportin, putative. Gene Ontology annotation, molecular function: small GTPase binding; nuclear import signal receptor activity. Gene Ontology annotation, biological process: protein import into nucleus. The transcript has a single exon. Bases 1 to 3486 code for a protein of 1161 amino acids. Gene Ontology annotation, cellular component: nucleus; cytoplasm. The record is from RefSeq and is a predicted model, not a curated record. NCBI's taxonomy places the organism in Eukaryota, Apicomplexa, Aconoidasida, Haemosporida, Plasmodiidae.
AUGCAUACCACAAACUUUGAAAAUAAUAACUUAUACAUGGGAUGGAAACCAAAUGAGAAAAUAUAUAAAACAAUAAUAGAGGCUUUAUCAUCUUCCUGCAAUAAUUCAAAUAAUAAUGUACAAAUCGAAGUUACAAAAGUGUUAAAAGAUUUAAAUGAAAAUGUUGCAGAUGCAGCAUUAUAUUUAUUACAUAUAUUUAUGAACAAACAAGAAAAUAAUGAUGUUAGACAAGUAGGAGGUUUGCUAUUAAAAAAUUAUAUAAACUCAAAAAAUAAAUUUUUAACAAAUGAUAUAUUAAAAAUAAUAAAGAAUGAGAUAUUUAAACUUGUAGAAGAUGAAGUAAAAGAAAUACGGAAUACGUCUGGUUCUGUUAUAACAUCAAUAUUAACAAAAUAUGAAGGAAUAGAAAAAUGGCCAGAAGCAUUAUAUAAUUUAUUACUUUUAGUAGAACGUGGAAAUAACGAUGUCGUAGAUGGGGCAUUUCGUGCUAUAAUAAUAAUAAUUGAAGAUGAGCUAAUAAAUCGAAAAAAUACUGAUUCUCUUUUUUUUCAAUUUUGCAAAACACAGUUAUUAGAAAAAUUAUUUUUAUAUUGUUCAUUACAAGAAAAAAGUAUAAGAAAAAAAUAUGCCGCUGAAUGCCUUGAUUUAUUUAUUAACGCAUCAUGUUUUGCAACAAAUGGUAUAUUUAAUGAAUAUUUUCCACAGUUAUGGGAAUGCUUAGGUUUUUUAGCAGCAGAAGAAGAUCCACAAAUAUUAAAAACUGUUGUCACAUGUGUGACAAUUAUUACGGAUACAAGAUAUGCAUCUAUAUUUAAUAACCUUGAUGGAAUCAUUCAAUUUAUGGUGAAUGCAACCAAUUCAGGUGACAGAAAAGUACAAUUGGAGGCAUUGGAAUUUUGGCCUGUGCUUAUUAAGGACAGAAGCUAUAUGGCUUAUUCAAAUUAUAAUAAUAAUAAUAAAGGCAUUAUUAGUAGUAAUGUUGGCGAUGGUAAACCGAUUGGAACCAAUACAUCGGAAAAUUACAUCGACGAAAAUAUAUAUAAAAAUAUAAACGAGUUACGAAAUGAAGCUUUAAAAACGUUAAAAAAUUAUUUACCAUAUUUAUGUAAAAUAUUAAUAGAUAAUACAGUAUAUACAAAAUGGGAUUAUUUAACAAUGGAUGAAUCUCAUUUUCAAAAUGAUAAUGCAAACGUACCCGAUUUAGUACAGGACAUUUCUCCUGAACUAUACCACAGUAGUAAUAAUAACUUUGCUAACACUCAAAGUAGUGAUAAUAAAAACAAUAGCAUGGUGAAUGAGCAAGGUGAGUAUUUAAAAGGACAAAAUAUGCAUUCAAAUAUUAAUGGAAAUUGUGCAAACAAUAAUAAUAAUCGUAUUAAUGUUAAUUCAGGUGAUAUAACAAAUGAUAAUAAUAUAAAUGAUGAUUUAGAUGACUUGAGUGAUGAGGAAAAAAAUGAUGAAAUGACCUCAAGAACAUGGGGAAAUGAUUGGACAGUAAGAAAAGGUGCUGCACUGUGUUUAGAUUAUUUAUCAAAUGUAUAUAAUGAUGAUAUAUUAGAAUAUAUAUUGCCUCAUAUUGAAGAGAAAUUAAUGAGUGAUAAAUGGAAUAUUCGAGAAAGUGCUGUAUUGUCAUUAGGCGCUAUUGCCAAAGGUUGUAUGUAUAGUUUAUCUCCAUUCAUUCCUAAAGUUUUAGAAUAUUUAAUAAAAUUAUUAAAUGAUGAAAAACCCUUAGCACGAAGUAUUUCUUGUUGGUGUGUUACAAGAUUUUCAUCAUGGAUAUGCCAUCCAGAUAAUUGCGAUAAAUGGUUUGAACCUGUUUUAUUAAAUUUACUAAAAAGAGUGUUAGAUAGUAAUAAACGGGUUCAAGAAGCAGCUUGUUCUUCAUUUGCUAAUUUAGAAGAAGAUGCAUUAGAAUUAUUAAACAACCAUUUACAUGAAAUAGUACAUACUAUACAACAAGCAUUUCAAAUAUAUCAAGCCAAAAAUUAUUUCAUUUUAUUUGAUGUAGUAGGAACAUUAAUUGAUAGUGUAAAUAUUGUUAAGGAAAAUAUAGAUUUAGCUCAUGAAAUUGUUAACUCGAUACUUAUAAAAUGGAAUAAUAUAAGAAUUAGUAGUCCAUAUAUUAUUGCACUCAUGGAAUGUAUGUCUUGUAUUACUAGUGCUUAUGGAAAAGAAUUUUUAAAAUAUGCAAAAAUUGUUAUAAGAACAUGUAUCAAAUUUUUAGCAUUAUUAUAUAUAGAUUUAGAAGAGGAAAUUAAAUAUUAUUAUAAUAGGAAAGUAAAUAAUUCAAAUUCAUUUAUUGUUAAUAGAAAUAAUAUAUCACAAACCGCUAAUGAAUUAUUAAAUUAUUAUAAAAUUUCAAACGAAGACUAUUUUAUUAACCUUAAAGAUAUUGAUUCGAUAUCAUCCUCGAAAAAAAAAGAUCUAAUCGAAUGUAGUUUUGAUUUGUUAUCAAGGAUAUUAAGUGUUAUUAAUUCAGAUAUUAUUGAAAUUAUAGCAGAAAAUGAAUAUAACUUUAUACCACUGGUUCAUAAAUAUUGUCUAAAAGUUGGAUGCGUCCAUAUUGAUGGUAUAAUGUUUACAAUUAAUUCUUUGGAUAAUAAUAAUCAAAAUUCAAUCGAUGGGGUUAAUACAAAUAAUGGUAGAUCUGGCUCCAACGAAAAGGGAAUGUCAUUAUUAUUAAAUCAUAAUUAUAACACGAAACUACCUACCACUUCUAGUAGCAUUGGUAAUGAUAAUGCCAAUGUUUCAUCAGUGUCAAUAAAAAAUGGAGUUAUAAUGAUAAAUAAACAAAAUGAAUAUACAGAAUUUGCUAAACAAUUUUUAAAUUUUGGUAUUUUACAAUCAAAUUUUGCAUUAAUUGGAGAUAUAUCCAGAUUUUGUGCUCAAUAUUUAAUACCAUUUUUAAAUGAUAUUAUUCCAUUUUUAAUAGCACAUAUAUCGCACCCAUCUAUACCAGUUUCAAAUAAUGCUAGUUGGGCCAUUGGAGAAAUUAGUAUACAUAUAAACUCGCAAUAUAUUGAAGCAUACGUUGAUGAAAUUGUAAAACAACAUAUUUAUAUUUGUCAAAAUUCUAAAUACCAUGGUUGUUUAUUACAAAAUAUAUGUAUAACUAUAGGAAGAUUAUGCUCUACUUAUCCUAAAAAAAUAAUAUAUUAUUUUCCUCAAUUUUUAAAAACAUGGCUAAAAAUUAUGUCUCAUGGAACCCAAGAAAAUGAAAAAAUUAAUUCACUAAAAGCCAUCUUAGAAGCAUUAUAUUUAAAUCUUGAUAUUGCUGCUGAGCAUUUAAAAGAUAUUGUAUAUAUAAUAUUAAAAUAUAAAUAUGUUUCUCAGAACGUUAAUAUUUUUUUCCAUCAAUUCUUGUCAACAAUGAAACAAAAAUAUCCUAAUCAGUGGAAGGAAAUUUACAACCCAAUGAAGGAUGAGCAUUCUUCGCCAAUACCAGCCGAUAUGUUAAAUGAUUUGAGCACUAGAUUUAAUUUAUAA